This is a messenger RNA of Pteronotus mesoamericanus, 1499 nucleotides long. It is a transcript of the gene HEXIM2, whose product is annotated as HEXIM P-TEFb complex subunit 2. NCBI's taxonomy places the organism in Eukaryota, Metazoa, Chordata, Mammalia, Chiroptera, Mormoopidae. The record is from RefSeq and is a predicted model, not a curated record. Bases 647 to 1351 code for a protein of 234 amino acids. Gene Ontology annotation, molecular function: 7SK snRNA binding; cyclin-dependent protein serine/threonine kinase inhibitor activity. Gene Ontology annotation, cellular component: nucleoplasm; cytoplasm; nucleus. Gene Ontology annotation, biological process: negative regulation of cyclin-dependent protein serine/threonine kinase activity; negative regulation of transcription by RNA polymerase II. The transcript is spliced from 3 exons.
CCAAGCACUGGGCUCGGGAAGGUUUCCACGUGCCUCUACCCAGCGGGUCCCGGGGGAAAUUAGGAGUUGUUACAGUAGCAAGAAGGCUGCUCCGCAGCCUGGGCCGCGGGACAGCCUCGGUGUAUGGAGGAGGCAGGGGAUGACGGUGGGUGCACCGGGCUCUCCGACCUCGGAGCCUCCAGCUGACUGCCAGGCCAGAAAGACGCGCGGUCAGUGCUGCGACCUCCACCCUCCCCCGCGGCCAGUCUUUGGAAUGUGGCCUCUUCCCCACCUCGCCCGUCGAAGUUGGGGAGGGGUUCCCGCUACGCUGGGCCUCGCCGCCAUACCCAGGCCGGAUGGGGCUGGGAAAAGAACUUCGCAGAGCUCGGCCGCAUGAUCUGCGCCCCAGGGGGAAGAGAGCCGAAGAGAGUCGUUUCACCCGGUCUCUCCCCAACUGGGGUCUCGGGAAAUACGCGCAGGUGUCACUAGGUGAAGGCAUCUGCGGAGAGAUUUGGAGCAGAAGAAGGUGGCCGCUCUGAAGCAGACCCGCUGUGACGCCGAGUCAGCAGCAGCCCUGGAGGAGGCCAAGACCACUGGCUCUCCUGGGAGCCCAGGAACACCCCCUGAGCCUCAUGACCCUGGCAGUUCCCUACCUCUGACACCCCGGAUGGAGAGUCUUUCAGAGGAGGAAGACCAUGGUGGCCUGGGCCGCAGUAGUAGGGGUCCCCGAACCCAGAGCCCAAGGGGCUACUCAGUGGAGGCAGUGCUGAGCCGGAAGAAGCACCGCCGGCGGCCUUCAAAGCGCAAGCGGCACUGGAGGCCCUACCUGGAGCUGAGCUGGGCCGAGAAGCAACAGCGGGAUGAGAGGCAGAGCCAGAGGGCCUCCCGGGUCCGAGAGGAGAUGUUUGCCAAAGGCCAGCCCGUGGCACCCUACAACACCACCCAGUUCCUGAUGAAUGACCGAGACCCAGAGGAGCCCGAUCUGGAUGUGCCCCAUGGGGCCUCCCACCCAGGCUCCAGUGGGGAGAGUGAAGCAGGGGACAGCGACGGGCGGGGCCAAGUUCAUGGUGAGUUCCAGCAGAGGGAUUUCUCAGAGACCUAUGAGCGCUACCACACAGAGAGCCUGCAGGGCCGCAGCAAGCAGGAGCUGGUGCAAGACUACCUGGAUCUAGAGCGGAGGCUGUCCCUGGCCGAGGAGGAGACGAGGAGGCUGCAGCAGCUGCAGCGGUGCACCAGCCGACAGUCCUGUCACCUGGUUGAGGAGCUGGCUGCCGAGGUAGAGAGGCUCCGGACGGAGAACCAGCGGCUUCGACAGGAGAAUAAGAUGUGGAACCGAGAGGGCAGCCUUGGCGGCAGGGAGCCAGGCACCUAGGAGUGGCCCCCAACCCGGUUAGCCCGAGGGGACAGUCCAUUUUAUACACACGCAGGCCAGCUGGGUCCCAAGUUGGCAGGUGACCAAUGAAAACCACUCUCAGCACCCCGGUGCCCCCUGAGAACAGCUUGACUUACACCUUGUCAUU